This is a messenger RNA of Abrus precatorius (Indian licorice), 1298 nucleotides long. RefSeq lists its product as uncharacterized. The record is from RefSeq and is a predicted model, not a curated record. The transcript has a single exon. NCBI's taxonomy places the organism in Eukaryota, Viridiplantae, Streptophyta, Magnoliopsida, Fabales, Fabaceae. The coding region runs from base 1 to 810 and encodes 269 amino acids.
AUGGGUUGUUGCGUGAGUAGUAACAGAUCUUCACUCUCAACAUCGUCACCAACGAGAAGCAAAGCAUGUCAAGCACCAAGAUCUAGCACGAAAGGCUUAGAAAACAGAGCACCCCCUCUUGAGGAAGAGACAGUGAAGGAGGUGUUGUUGGAAACACCCAAAUGGCAACCGAGCGUGGCGAAAUUUGAAGCAGAGAAGCCAAAGAGUUUUGAAAAAUUCGAAGGAGGAGAUAGCAAAUUGGUUGAGAAGUCAUUGAACAAAGCCGAUGAGAUCUCUGAAGUCUCAGAAGUUUGCAGCUUGAGCGAGAGCGUGUCCACAACUACAUUCACUGAGGAAGAAACGCGCCACCAAAGGGUCAGUAGAUCUCCGGCGAAGGUGCGAAAUAACCGCUCUCUCUCCGGUGACUUCGGCGCCCGGAGAGAUAGGACGGCUGGGAAAUCUCCGGCGAGGAGGUCGGAGCAAUCCCCGGGGAAAAGGAAUGUUGGGUCUGUCAGAAUUGUUCAGAGCAGAGAUCAAAUGGGCAAUGGGGGAAUCGGUAACCAGCAUCGCCGGCGAGACGCCGGCGAGAAUUCCGGUCGCCGAUCCAGGUCGCCGGCUACCCGCACCGACAAUGGAGCAACUAGAUCCGUGGUGGGUCGGAGUCCUUCUGCGAGGAGAACGAAUCAAUCCCCGGGUCGGGUCAGAACCGCCGCGCCGGGAAGUGUUGGCCGGAAAAUGGAGAAUUCGAGCAUGGAGGGUAAAUGGCCAUCAUCAUCUAACGAGUCUCUAGAAAAUCCUCUUGUGUCAUUGGAAUGCUUCAUAUUUCUCUAGGCAAAGCAAUUAUGGCGGUGGUGGCGGCACCAUAGAGUAGGUGAGAUUGGUGCUAGAGUCCUAGUUAUUUAGUCAUUAUUAGUAACUCAUUAAUUUGUGUACUUUCUUUAAUUAAUAUCGGAAGGUAAGCAAUUUGGGUGUAAAUAUUUGAAGUCAAUGGUCAAAUUAGGGACUUUAUGGGAGGGAAAGAGAGACAGUGGAUGAUUUGUCCCAAGUCCCAACAUGACCUUUUGGAUAGUUGAAUACGUAAAUUCUAAUGCUAGUGGUAAAAAAUUGACCUCUGUUUUACUUCUAUUGCACCACUGCUCUGUUCAUUUUUCUCCUCUGGCAAGUUAGGAAAGAUUGCGUUUCUGCCAUAUUGAUUUAGUCUGCACCAAAAUAUUCACCUACGCUUCUGUGACAACGAAAGAUUCAACCUUACGGUGAACUACAGAGUUGAAUGAGAAGACAAAUCAUAAAAUGUAUUCAACUUUUUUUACUAUAAAAUU